CAUUUCGAGUUUCCUCAUCCUUUACGUUCCCGUAUGUUCUUUCUCUUCGUGAUCCCCCACGUCCUUUCUGCCCCUUCAUCCUACCGUGGGCCGGCAUUCCUUUAUUACUCCGUCUUCUCACUAUCCUUGACCAGCACCGUGCCGGCCUGUCAUCCUCAUGCCUAUCAUCCCUGUCCCUUUCUUCCCCGGAGACGUUCAUCCCUAGUAUUCCCUUAUUCCUCUCUCUCAUUUCUAAAAUUCCCCCUCCUCCCACGGGGUCCUCGUCCCUCCAGCCUCAGGGGACCCUCUCACCCCCGGUACGGCCACCUCCUUUCCCAGGGUCUAGAGGCCGCGCGGGGCACGCAGCGAGCGCACGCAGCGAGCGCAGCGCGUCGGGGCUGCAGUCAGAGGGGCGCCGCGGGGUCCUCCGGCUCCUCGGCGGCCCCCGGGCGCGGUGCAGUCUGGGGGAACAUGGCCGCUUCCGGUCUCCCUCCCGGGCCGGCGCUGGCCUGACCGCGGCCCCUGCCCGGCGCACUCCGCCCUCCGCUCCUCCCGCCCCGCAGCGGCGGAGGUCGCUUCAGCCUUUCCCUCCCGCUGCCCCCGCCGCGCCAUGGAGAAGAGCUCGAGCUGCGAGAGUCUUGGCUCCCAGCCGGCCGCAGCACGGCCGCCCAGCGUGGACUCCCUGUCCAGUUAAUGUGUUAAGAGCCAUUGACAUUUGAAGAUCAUCAGAAGUGAAGAUAAAACAUCUCAAAAAUUAUAAUUGCUUCCACUUCUCAUUCAGAGAAUUCAGUGCAUACAAAAUCAGCUUCUGUUGUAUCAUCGGAUUCCAUUUCAACUUCUGCAGACAACUUUUCUCCUGAUUUGAGGGUCCUGAGGGAAUCUAACAAAUUAGCAGAAAUGGAAGAACCACCCUUGCUUCCAGGAGAAAAUAUUAAAGACAUGGCCAAAGAUGUGACUUAUAUAUGUCCAUUCACUGGUGCUGUACGAGGAACUCUGACUGUCACGAAUUACAGGUUAUAUUUUAAAAGCAUGGAACGGGAUCCCCCAUUUGUUUUAGAUGCCUCUCUUGGUGUGAUAAGUAGAGUAGAAAAAAUUGGUGGUGCUUCUAGUCGAGGUGAAAAUUCUUAUGGACUAGAGACUGUGUGUAAGGAUAUUCGGAACUUACGGUUCGCUCAUAAACCUGAAGGGCGGACAAGAAGAUCCAUAUUUGAGAAUCUAAUGAAAUAUGCAUUUCCUGUCUCGAAUAACCUGCCUCUUUUUGCUUUUGAAUACAAAGAAGUAUUCCCUGAAAAUGGGUGGAAGCUAUAUGACUCUCUUUUAGAGUAUAGAAGGCAGGGAAUUCCGAAUGAAAGCUGGAGAAUAACAAAGAUAAAUGAGAGGUAUGAGCUUUGUGAUACAUAUCCUGCCCUAUUGGUUGUGCCAGCAAAUAUUCCUGAUGAAGAAUUAAAGAGGGUGGCAUCCUUCAGAUCAAGGGGCCGUAUCCCAGUUUUAUCAUGGAUUCAUCCUGAGAGUCAAGCCACAAUCACUCGAUGUAGCCAGCCCAUGGUAGGAGUGAGUGGAAAGCGAAGCAAAGAAGACGAAAAAUACCUUCAAGCUAUCAUGGAUUCCAAUGCUCAGUCUCAUAAAAUCUUUAUAUUUGAUGCCCGGCCAAGUGUCAAUGCUGUUGCCAAUAAGGCAAAGGGUGGAGGUUAUGAAAGUGAAGAUGCGUAUCAAAAUGCAGAACUCGUUUUUCUGGAUAUCCACAAUAUUCAUGUUAUGAGAGAAUCAUUACGAAAACUUAAGGAGAUUGUGUACCCUAACAUUGAGGAGACUCACUGGUUGUCUAACUUGGAAUCUACUCACUGGCUUGAACAUAUUAAGCUUAUUCUUGCAGGGGCUCUUAGGAUCGCUGACAAAGUAGAGUCAGGAAAGACGUCUGUGGUUGUGCACUGCAGCGACGGAUGGGACCGAACAGCUCAGCUAACUUCCCUUGCCAUGCUCAUGUUAGAUGGCUACUAUCGAAGCAUCCGAGGCUUUGAAGUCCUUGUGGAAAAAGAAUGGCUAAGCUUUGGACAUCGAUUUCAGCUUAGACUUGGCCAUGGAGAUAAGAACCACGCGGACGCAGACCGAUCGCCUGUUUUUCUUCAGUUUAUUGACUGUGUCUGGCAAAUGACAAGACAGUUUCCUACAGCAUUUGAAUUCAAUGAAUAUUUUCUCAUCACCAUUUUGGACCAUCUAUAUAGCUGUUUAUUUGGAACAUUCCUCUGUAACAGCGAACAGCAGAGAGGAAAAGAGAAUCUUCCUAAAAGGACGGUGUCACUGUGGUCUUAUAUAAACAGCCAGCUGGAAGACUUCACUAAUCCUCUCUAUGGGAGCUAUUCCAAUCAUGUCCUUUAUCCAGUGGCCAGCAUGCGCCACCUAGAGCUCUGGGUGGGAUAUUAUGUCAGGUGGAAUCCACGGAUGAAGCCGCAGGAACCCAUUCACAACAGAUACAAAGAGCUUCUUGCUAAACGAGCGGAGCUCCAGAAGAAAGUAGAGGAACUACAGAGAGAGAUUUCCAACCGAUCAACCUCAUCCUCUGAGAGAGCCAGUUCUCCUGCACAGUGCGUCACUCCCGUCCAAACUGUCGUGUGAAAGGACCGUUCGAGAAGGGCCGUCGUUGCCAUGAACUCUGGAUCCCAGUGGCAGCUUUAGGAGCAUAAAGUCUUCUGAAGUUAGAACCCACCUGUGAGAGAAAUUCAGUUGCUUUAUUUAUUGUAAAUCUCUCCAGGAUGGGUUUGGAACUGUAGCAGUGCAGGUGGCAUAAGUGAAAUAACCCCAUAUGUAAUUACGUGAUUAUGACACUAAUCUUCUAAGUCACCCAAAGAAUAUUAAGAUGCUUCCAUACCGGAUCCACAGUGGGAACAAGUUUGAUUUUAAAAUCAAACUACAAACCACUCCAGAAAUAUACCUCUUGAUGGAAGAGAACUCACUGGACAGAGGGAAGGAGCAUCAGUUUUCACACCAAACCAACACUGAAAUUCUGUGGCAUUAUAUAUAUUGAGCCUCGAUGUCAUGAAGGUUCAAAAUCAUUGGAUACACCUUUCCCCAUCAUGGGUUUUUCUUUUCUUGUAGUAUAGUGAUUUACUUUGGUCACCUUUCUGCACCCACACGCUUCACAUACGGUAUGGCAAAGUCUUGAGGACAUUAUGAUGUUAGUAGCAGUUGAAAACUAUUGCUGUUGUUAUUCACGUACUUAAGAUGUGUUAGGUAGCCGUUCCAAAAUGAUGCCUUAGAGAGGUGCUUGGGGUGGGGGGAGCGGGAUGGAGAAGAGAAAGCAGUAGCCGUCCAGGAUUUCAAAGAAUCAUAUGCCCUUUGGAUUACUUUCCAUUGCCCAAUUACUAGAAAAAUAAUGGAACAUAUUUUACAAGUUCCUUAUCACUUUAUUUCAUUUACAUUUUUGUGUGUGUGUCUGAAUAUAGAAGUUAAUUGGUAAGUUGUGAGGCAAUAUUUUAUAAGUUUACUAGGAUUGACUUUUUUCCCCUGAAGUCUGUAUAAAUAGCUUAUGGGUGAGAAGUACUACGCUCAAAUUUUACAUGAAAUUAUUUUACUACUACUUUACUUUGCAAAUUCUGUAAUUCCACUGAGAGAUUAAGUCUACCAAAGAGCUUACUGCAUGUCAAAAUGUAUUACAGUCUCAAUGCCAGUAAAGGAAAUACUGCUUCACUGUUCACCUGCCAGUAACAGUUCAGCACUGGUGUAAACAUCUGACUCCCUGAUAUCCUAAGAGCCAUAUGUUAUGUACUGUAACAAAGGAGCUUCUUCUUGGGUCUUUCAUUAAAAGAAAACUUCAACUGA
Prionailurus viverrinus (fishing cat) is the source of this 3795-nucleotide messenger RNA. It is a transcript of the gene MTMR2, whose product is annotated as myotubularin related protein 2. The coding region runs from base 877 to 2592 and encodes 571 amino acids. The transcript is spliced from 16 exons. NCBI's taxonomy places the organism in Eukaryota, Metazoa, Chordata, Mammalia, Carnivora, Felidae. Gene Ontology annotation, molecular function: phosphatidylinositol-3,5-bisphosphate 3-phosphatase activity. The record is from RefSeq and is a predicted model, not a curated record. Gene Ontology annotation, biological process: dephosphorylation.